Amoebophrya sp. A120 is the source of this 3781-nucleotide messenger RNA. Lineage: Eukaryota; Dinophyceae; Syndiniales; Amoebophryaceae. The record is from the annotation of a GenBank genome assembly.
AUGGCGCGGAACCUGGCGCGGAAAUACUGGGAAGUGUUGAAGCGCAGUCCAAUUGCCACUAAUGGAGAGAGGUACGAAGACUACGGCGUUCUUUACCAUUCCUACUAUCAGCAUGAGUCGCGUGAUCCGCUAUCGUAUUUCGAAAAAUCUUCUGCUUCAUCUUCACUGUAAGCCUUGGAUGCACAGAAGGGAACUACUCAAGUACAACAUCGGAGCGUUUGUGUUGCAGUUGCUAAGAACCAAUCCACGCGGCGUGUGCCGCGUGGGAAAAAAUACGCAAACCCUUCAAAGUAGCUCUUAGAUUGGGCGCGAGGAUCUACGCCAAGCACAAGCUCGAUGCUUGGCCUUAAAUAAAGAAUCUCCAAACUCCACUAAAGUGGCUGCGAGCGUUUGUGUUGCUAAAUAUACAAAACGACGACAAAGGAUGUAUUUUACUAGGUUCCUAAUUUAAAACUAAAUGUUGAUGUUGAAUAUGAUCUCAUGCAAAACUUGCAUCAAAACCCCUGAUCUGGUAACCAAAUGCGUGCGCGCGCGCGCGCAGAGCGCGCGCCGGCCCACGAAGCCGGCGCGCGCGCUCUGCGCGCUUGCGAUAUUGCUUAGCAAACGCAGCGCGAAGGCAGUUGCCGUUACCAUAUAGGGCAACCGCCGGGAGGCGUGAAGGUCAGGGAAAUGGCCAGAAAUGAAGCGGGAGAAGGGAAAAAAAGCGGACCAGAUGGGAAAAUGGCCAGGAGGUCAAAAAUGUCGCAAAAACGGCAGAAACCAAGCGGGAGAAGGUGAAAAAAGAGUAUUUUUGCGGUUUAGCCCACUUGAUAUCUGAAAAAGAGACGGACUAUUUUUUGCUCCGCCCGCUGGCCAGCUGCGUUGGAGCAGCAGGCCCGCGACCUGUCCGGAAGCCUUGGGCCGCUUCGUAACUGGAAAAAGUUUGAAAAAAAUGGCAAAAAAAUGCGUCAUAACGUGGGUGGAGGCAAUCGUCGGAUUUUGUCCAGAUCACCCGGGCCACUUGGAAAAUGGGAAAAGAUGAGAAAUUGCGCAAAAGCGCAAUCCCUCCGCAGGCUUCAAAACUUCCACCAAGGUGGGGGCGGUGAAAAUGUCCAGGUCGCCCGGGCCACUUGGAAAAUAUAAAAAGAUGAAAAAUUGCGCAAAAGCGCAAUCCCUCCGCAGGCUUGAAAACUGCCAGUCAGCUGCGGUCGGUGAAAAUGUGCAGGUCCCCCGGGCCACUUAGAAACCAGAAAAAAACGCGAAAAUUAAAAGAAAUCGAGAACCCCCGGCAGGCUUAGAAACUGGCCACCAAGGGCGGUCCGGCGGGCGCGCGCUUGCGCCAUACCAUCGCGAUUGGGGAAAAAAAAUCGCACUAGAAGCGGGCGGAGGCAUGUCACAAAGUCCGCAUUUGCUCUGGGUUGUGGGCAGAAAUUCUGCAUCUUCCCCGGGUCUGAAAUGGCCGAUUUUGGUGGCCCGGAAGGGUUCGCGGGUUUUCGGCCUUCCGCAUACCUUUCGGGACGAGGGGCCAGUUUGUCAUGCAGGGGGCUAGAAAGGAUGCCCCGUUCAAGCCCUCCCCCCGGCAACAUACCUCCCGGGCCAGGGGGCCAGUUUGUCAUGCAGGGGCUAAAAAGGAUGCCCCGCUGCCACAUAGCCGGACUUUGCAUUCAAUGCGUAUCGCAGGCUCCUGCGAUACGCUUUGAAUAGAAAUCCGGAAGCCACCGAUGACCCAGAAACCUUCCUGGCCAGGGGGCCAGUUUCUCAUGCGGGGGGCUUGAAGACGAAGGAGUGGGACUGUAAUCAAAAAUAAAUAGCGCCAAAGCGCGGCCCGCAGGGCCGCGCUUUCGCCGCGCGGCUGGUUAGGCUUUCGCGCUGGUUAGAUUUUCGCGCACGCAUUUGGUUACCAAUAUCGCCCUCCGGGCGCGACCUUCAUACUACAGUGAAGCAGAAAUGUUUUUUUUGUGCGAUGUCCGCCAUACCUGGACGACAAAUACUACUCACUUGCGUUCUCAACCAUGCAAGCGCACUCCCGGCUUCCACCUCUGGCGCACUCCCGGAUAAUAAAUGCUACUGUGCAAAGAGUGGUGGACCUAUACACUGAAUAUGAGAGCGACAUGUUCGCGCACUCCCCUCCGGUUACGAGUCGGGCUCUGGAGCUGGUCAGGCCCAAAAGUGCGGACCUGGCUUUUCCGCGGCCUUGGGCGCUUGCCGGGGUAGCCAUUUACCACGUAGUGUCUGCGAUUCUCUUUACCAACGCGCAGCUGAGCGGAACCCUGUUCCUCGAACGAAAGGGGAUUGACUAUGCUGGUGGUGAGCGGGCGCAGAUGUCCGGAGCGUCCAACUUGGGGAAGGGCCACAGCAGGACUUUCGACAACCGCGAGCUCGUUGUGGCCGCUUCUAUCAUGUAGUGCACAAACGUCCUUUUCACCCCAGAGUUGUAUCAAAUUUACAGGCUAAGCAUCUUACCCUCUCGCAGUUCGCUCCAGCUACGUGGUGCAGUGACCUACUUAAACUGCUAUUUUAGUUUUGCACUGCAAUAUAUGCAUUAAAAAGCUAAAGAAACAUAUCUAGUAAGUAGAAUGUUUGUCAUGCGCAUCCCCAACAUAAUAACGGCCAUUAUCUAAUGCUAUGUGAGAACUUGUGAAGAUGCUCUACUGAAGAUAAGAUGAUCGAUUUUUGAUGCGGCUGCACUAGCCAAACACAACCAGCAUACUGAGUAGAGCCCCAACUUGUCAUGCUCAUGCGCAAGAACAGGCUUUAAAACUUCAUCUGGAAGAUUUGUGUUCGCAAAGUUCUCAUCGAUCUUGACUCUCCUGGGGUGGGAGCCACGUUUUAACUAUAGGAUAGCGGCGCCGCUCUCUUUUAAGAUGUCCCGGUGCACGGGGAAAGGCGAAAACGUACAAAUGUGGGACGUUUCAAGACAAUACGCAUUGAAGAACGCCGGUCGCGCUGCCCACGGCUGGCAGAACCGGUUCGGUGGGGUUGCGCGCGAGGCCAAUGCGACUGCCGUGACCAAUCUGUCUCGCAAUCUAGGUCCGGGCAGUGUGCCGGUUAUGGUCUUGGCCGAUGUGGUGGACUUGCAUGGGGCUGCGGACGACCAGAGCUUGCUCUUCAAGGAGAGAUUCAAAUUGACAACCUGGGCGGGCUUCAAGCGACGGCUUCUCCACACCGAACUGCACAUGCUGAUGCGUUGCGAAAAGUGGGCCAAUCGUUUGAACAUCCGCGCCAUACUGGCCGUCGAGGAAAAAGACGUGGAGCAGGUUAGAAAUGCCAUCCGUGCUGCGGUGCAGUUGGUGGCAAAUAGUAGGAGAACGCGAUCCAGCACGAGGACCAUAGCCAGCACUAUUAGUGGUCGACUCGCAGCAGCCGCAGCCGCUUCGACGCAAGAACCUCCAGACACUGGUGGCACAGCGAGAAGUGCAACUACCUCUACUAGUCCGAAUGUUGACAAUUAUGAUGUUGAGAGCAGCACGUCAGUACUUGACGAGGAGUUUGAUGAAGAACCGCUCAAGUUCGUCGUCAUGUCUCUCGCGGAGGCCGACAGCACACUGCACAUGUUUGAGAAUCGCGACACAAACAAGGAGUGGGUCGAGGCCGAUUUGCUUGCGAGUUGGUAUUCGAAACACGCUAUCGACUUCGCCGCUUCAAACGAGUGACAUUUUUGGCAUCAGGAGGCUGCGGAGCCCGCGAACGCAACCAAGUACGUCGCAACUCGAGUCGACAACAGUGAAUUAAUGUGGGUUUCUUGUUCACCAGAUAGCCCCAAGUGCGAUGUGCCAUGUGUACAGACAUUCGCGUCGUGGAG